Molecule: messenger RNA, 4023 nt
Organism: Octopus sinensis (East Asian common octopus)
Lineage: Eukaryota; Metazoa; Mollusca; Cephalopoda; Octopoda; Octopodidae
Product: electroneutral sodium bicarbonate exchanger 1
Exons: 21
Coding region: 211-3654 (1147 amino acids)
Biological process (GO): transmembrane transport; monoatomic anion transport; bicarbonate transport
Cellular component (GO): plasma membrane
Molecular function (GO): monoatomic anion transmembrane transporter activity; sodium:bicarbonate symporter activity; solute:inorganic anion antiporter activity
Source: RefSeq, a predicted model, not a curated record
GAAAGAGACUAAGAGGCAAUGUGUGUAGGUCAGUCAGCAUUAUAAAGUUAGUCAGCCUGCUACACCAGGGCAAUCUGUUGUAAGAGGCGCGACAUUUCACUGUACUCACACAUGACAUACUAAACUGACUGACUAGCAGCCGGUAUAGCUGAACGAAGGAUAUACAUACACAUACAGACAGAGAGCGAGGUUAGUUGAUAGAAGAAAAACAUGGAACGUAACGAUUCCACGUGUCCCGUCCGGGACAGUGGAGUUAAUAGAGAGAUUCCAGAAAAAGAUAUCGACAACAUCGUUGCGGACCAUAGACAAGCGAUGUAUAUUGGUUUGAGGUUACCUAAGAGACCUCGACGUCCAGUAAAAAAAUCAAGAUCAAAGAAACAAGGCGACAAAGUGGCUCCGUCUGGCGGAAAUGUUUCUGUACCAGUGUAUUUAUCCCCUUCUGAGCAAAUACAGAACCUUUUGGGCGAGGUUGAGGAUGAGGAACAUGUCACGCAUGAUGUUUUCUGUCAAAUGGAUAACCUGCAGAAUUCUAAUGGAGAUUAUCAUUGGAGUGAAGCUGCCAGAUGGGUGAAAUAUGAAGAAGAUGUUGAGGAAGGAGGAGAAAGAUGGUCGAAACCUCAUGUGGCAUCUUUAUCUUUACAUUCCUUGUUCGAACUGCGAAGCUGUAUGAUGUCUGGUGCUGUGAUGCUAGACAUGGAUGCACAUAAUCUAUCUCAAGUGAUAGAUCUCCUCCUGGACAACCUUAUAAACUGUAAACUCCUUGAAGAGUGUAUGCGAGAUAAAAUACGAUCAACCGUCGUCCGACCACACGUCCAUCAGCACACUAAACGCAAGAAGAGUACAAUUCCCACUAAUGAUGACCAGAGAUUCCGAAAAACCGUAAAAAGAACGUUUUCAGAAAUUGGACGUCAAUUCUCAGGAAAUUUCAAGGGUUCGAGUCACUCAACGUUGGCCCCAACGAAGCCAGACUCUUUGCUAAAAGGAAUCAACAGUAGUCCAAAUAUUGAAAUGAUGAAUGGUGGACUUCCAGAAUCAGCAUCUUCUCUAAAGCUGAAUGAACAAUUUAUGAAGAAGAUACCUACGGGAGCAGAAGUGGCAAAUAUUUUGGUUGGUGAAAUAGACAGUCUUAAAUAUCAAGUGACGGCUUUCAUCAGACUCCAGCAUCCAAGAUUAAUGGACAUGGCUGAAGUGCCGCUUCCAACUCGGUUUGUUUUUUUCUGUUUGGGACCACCUGGAAGUCAUGGGAAGGUCUAUGAAAUUGGACGAUCCAUCUCAACUAUAAUGGUAGAUGAGGUUUUUGGAGAGGUUGCUUACAAAGCCAGAGGAAGGCAAGAUCUAUUAGCUGGCAUUGAUGAAUUUUUAGAUCAAGUCACUGUUCUGCCGCCUGGUGAGUGGGACCCUAAUAUUCGUAUAGAACCACCUGCUGUUGUGCCACCACAGGGAAACCGCAAGUCAGUUAAACCUACUUCAGUUUGUGCAAAACAGGAUGAAGAGGAGGAGCUUUCCCAUUGUGAUCCAACUUUAGUUAGAACUGGAAGCCUAUUUGGCGGUCUUAUAGCAGAUGUAAAACGGAAAGUAAAAUGGUACGCGAGUGACUUUAAAGAUGCACUACAUUUACAAUGUAUCGCCAGUAUUAUUUUUCUCUACCUUGCUACACUAACACCAAAUGUAACAUUUGGAGGACUUCUGGGUCAAGCCACUGAUCAGUACAUGGGAACAAUGGAAUGUAUCUUGACUGCUGCCAUUACUGGAGUUGCAUAUGCAUUAUUUUCUGGACAACCACUGAAUAUUUUAGGGAGCACUGGUCCAAUGUUAGUCCUGGAGAUGAUACUUUACUCAUUCUGCAAAGAAAGAGAUCUGGAUUUCCUACCAUUAAGAUGUUGGAUUGGAUUGUGGACAACUCUAAUCUUACUACUGGUGGUGGCUUUUGAUCUGAGUGCUUUAGUUAGAUACAUAACUCGUUUUACUGAAGAAAGCUUUGCUUGCUUGAUUGCCAUCAUCUUCAUUGCUGAAGCCUUUAAGAAGAUAAUUGGCAUAAAUGAUGACUACAAACUCCAUACAAAUGUGCCGGACACCGGCGUUGAAUGUAUGUGCUUGUUGCUUCCAAACGAUACUGCAAACAGUACAGCAAACAAUACUGCAAGCAAUAUUACAAACAAUAUUGAAAGCAAUUUCUCACUGCCCUUUGAUAAUAUAACAGACACAAUACCAAUUGAUAAUGAGUUUACUAAACUCAAUUGUUCCAGCAUUGGUGGUAUAAUCACUGGUGACUGUGUCUUCAUGCCUGAUGUCUUUCUCUUAUCAAUUCUGCUGUUCAUUGGGACAUUUACCAUUGCAAAUACCUUACAGAGUUUUAAGACCAGUCGUUUUUUUCCAACUUGGGUUCGUCACAAUCUCAGUGACUUUUCAGUUCUAAUUUCAAUUAUAAUAAUGGUUGGUAUUGACAUGCUUCUUGGUAUCCCUACUCCGAAGCUUGAGGUACCUAAAAAGUUUAAGCCAACACGAUCUGACCGUGACUGGUUCAUCAACCCUAUUAGUGAUAAAAAUCCUUGGUGGAUGAUUUUAGCAUGUUGUAUACCAGCCUUGUUGGCAGUCAUCCUUAUUUUCAUGGACCAACAGAUUACAGCUGUGAUUGUGAACAGGAAGGAGAAUAAAUUAAGGAAAGGAAACGGGUAUCAUUUGGAUUUAUUUAUUGUAGCAAUUUGUAUAGCUAUUUGUUCAGUACUUGGACUGCCUUGGUAUGUGGCAGCUACUGUGUCAGCUUUGGCACACAUCAUGAGUCUGAAACGGGAAUCAGAAUGUACAGCUCCAGGUGAAAGACCAGCAUUCCUUGGUGUGAGAGAACAACGUGUGACUGCGUUGAUGGUUGGUCUUCUGAGUGGUCUCUCUGUCCUGUUUACUUCUGUACUCAGUGUAAUUCCAAUGGCAGUUCUUUAUGGAGUCUUCCUGUAUAUGGGAGUGGCAGCUUUGAAAGGAAUGCAGUAUGUGGAUAGGUUUUUGUUGCUCUUCAUGCCAACCAAGUACCAACCCGAUCAUAUAUACCUACGCCAUGUGCCUACCAAAACAGUUCAUUUGUUUACUCUUUGUCAAACUCUGUGUUUAAUUAUAUUGUGGGUGAUCAAGACAAUCAAAUCAGUUUCCAUUGUUUUUCCUAUCAUGGUGUUAGCAACAUGUUUUGUUCGCAAAGCUCUGGAUUAUGUAUUUACCCAGAGAGAACUAAAAUGGUUGGAUGACAUUAUGCCAGAUGCAUCAACCCGAGAAAAAGAAGACCUGGAAAUUAUGAAUAAUGAAGAAACUGAAGAAGGUGUACAGUUGCUUAGCCGUGAUGAAAAUGAAAAAUUGAUGGAAGUUCGAAUUCAACAUGAAAAGCCUUCUGAAAAGUUUGCCAGCCAUUUGUCUAGCAAUGAUUUAGACAGGGUGAACAUCUCUGAGGAAGUAAAUAAAACAGCUAUUUGGCUGCAAGUACGAAAUGAGAAGGAAAAUGCACCCUUAAAUUCAAAGUCUUCAGGGAGUUCUAGGCGAAAAAGAAAAUCAAAAGACAAAGACAAGCAUUCUAAAGAUGCAAAAGACGGGGAAGUAAAACCUCAUGAACCAAAAGCAGUUGAUUUUUAUAUUCAAGAAGCUGAUGACCCAGAAAGUGAAAGUAAAAUGUAAUAUGAGAUCAUCAUCACUGUUAUCAUAGUCAUCAUCACCAUCAUCAUGAUGAUAGGCUUCAUCAUCAUUAUUAUCACUAUCAUUAUCAUUAUUGUUAUUAAUUAACAUUAUGAUCAUCACUAACAACAAUAACAACAGCUAAAAUCAAAAUGAUAAAGAAAUAAGCUGUUUGAAUGUCAACAUCUGUGAGUGUGAUCUCAAAUUACAAGAGUUUCAAAUUAAAAAUGGUCAGGUAAAUUUCAGAAGACCGUCUUCCUUUUGAGAGGAUAGUAACAAUAUGGUUACAAAUAACUACUUGUGAUAUAUAUAUAUAUAUAUAUAUAUAUAUAUAUAUUACACGCACAUAUCUAUGUGUAUAUAAAUAAAUAU